AUGUCAAAAAAUACAAUGCAAUUUGAUACUAUCUCAAAUGAAACAAAUCCUUCAUGUCAAAGAAGUUCUUCCGGAAGUGGAAAAAUGUUAUCAUUACCAACAUUUUUUGGUAUAAAUAGAACAAAGAGUUCAAAUGAUGUUAGCAUAAAAGAUUUUAAUGAUUUAUCAAAUUUAAAUAAUAACGAUUCAAUGAAUUUUGUCUUUUCAAGUAAUCGUUUAUCACCACAAUGUUCAAUGAGAAAAAAAGAUAAUAAAUAUUCUUCUAGUGUAGAUGUCUCCAGAGUUGGAAAUGAUGUCAUUCAAAAUUGUAAUAGAAGUAGUGCAGGAAGUCAUGGAAAAAAUUCUCCAAUUAAUAAAUCAAAUAACAGCAUAAAUUCAGAAAAAUAA
Strongyloides ratti is the source of this 387-nucleotide messenger RNA. RefSeq lists its product as hypothetical. NCBI's taxonomy places the organism in Eukaryota, Metazoa, Nematoda, Chromadorea, Rhabditida, Strongyloididae. The record is from RefSeq and is a predicted model, not a curated record. Bases 1 to 387 code for a protein of 128 amino acids. The transcript has 2 exons.